Messenger RNA from Austrofundulus limnaeus, 11796 nucleotides. RefSeq names its product Dmx like 1 (gene dmxl1). Lineage: Eukaryota; Metazoa; Chordata; Actinopteri; Cyprinodontiformes; Rivulidae. The record is from RefSeq and is a predicted model, not a curated record. Gene Ontology annotation, biological process: signal transduction; vacuolar acidification. Gene Ontology annotation, molecular function: protein binding. Gene Ontology annotation, cellular component: RAVE complex.
CUUAUCAUGACACAUCUUCAGCAGCAGAAGGAAAAGCUUCCUCUGAAGGAGCGUUGUAUUUGUUAACCUUUGUGAGAGGGUGACUCAUUCUCAGCAGUUUGGAAAGGAAACACUACUUCGCCUUGGCAGAGAUAAAUUACCUACCAAUAAAUGUGUUGUCAUAAGUUAUCAGAAGCUAGCUUUGAGGCUGAGCAGCUCGCAGAAAACGGAGCUUAACAAGCUACUAGCUAACAGUAGCUAACUGAGGAGACUGAAAACAUCACGUCGGAGUGUUAAAGUCACCAAAAGCCAGUAACCGGUGAUAAUAACCGUUGACGGGAUGUGACACGAAGGAACAAMACAAGCUAAUCUGCAGGAAUGUUGACGUGAAUUAACAGCUCACAAACAAUGAAUUCAUCCCUCCUUUGGUUUCCUGUGACUCUCCCCUGGAACGGGAGCGUUUUGUGACAAAAGAAAAGGUGGCAGAAACACACUUGGACUAACAGGAGUCAUGAAUCUCCAUCAGGUCCUUACAGGGGCUGUCAACCCUGGGGACAACUGUUUCUCUGUUGGGAACAUCCACAAUGUGCCUUUCACGGCCUAUGCAUCAGGAUGUGAUGUAGUGAUUUUGGGCAGUAACUUUGAACGGCUGCAGAUCAUCCCAGGGGCCAAACAUGGUAACAUCCAGGUGGGCUGUGUGAACUGCUCACCACAAGGUGGACAGAUUGCAGCUUCCUAUGGAAGCAUAGUUUGUGUUUUUGAGCCUGUUCAGCAGACAUAUCAAAAGGACACAUCAUUAUCUAAAUCAAACUAUCAGUGGCAGAAGACUGGUCAGUUUGUUUUACAGUCUAUGGUACGAAACUUGGCCUGGCACCCCACAGGCAGCACUUUGUUAACAGGCUCCAGCAGCCUCCAGUUGUGGUCUAAUGCUGAUGGGAAAGAUGAAGCUGAAGGAAGAGAGCAGCAGACAGAAAAACCCAAACAAAGCAGUCAUCCUACCUGGAGGUGUAUCUGGCAGAGCAAGACUGCAUCUGCAGUUAGUUUUAUGAAGUUUUCUCCUGACGGGGAAUUUUUUGCCACUGCUGGGAAGGAUGACUGCCUGGUGAAGGUCUGGUACAGCACCAACAAGUGGAAGUCAUGCAUCGCCAGACUGUUCAYGCCUCCAGAUGCCAGCGCAAAUUUACAGGGAGAGCUGGCCUUUUCCUUCGUCUACCUGGCCCAUCCUCGCUCAGUCACUGGUUUCUCUUGGAGGAAGACGAGCAAAUACAUGCCACGUUCAGUUUUCAAGAAUCGUGGCAUUCCUCUUUGAAUCGAGAUAUUCCCCAGCCAUCAGUGACCAGCUGCCUGCUUCACCAUCAGAACCAACACCGAAACCACAAGAGGAGCAUCAGCGGACCACCCAAUGCUAAUGCUCUCUGCCACUUCCACAUCGCUGCCAGCAUCAACCCUGCCACAGACAUUCCUUUACUGCCCUCCAUCUCUUCCUUGAAUGCUGUGGAUGAUGAUGAACCUGGGAGUUUAUUUACAGUCCAUUGGCUCAACAACAAAGAGCUUCAGUUCACCUUAGCCAUGGAGGUCUUUUUGGAGCAGCUCAGGGGCAGUUUAGAACAAAGAAACGAUUGCUUCAUUGAAGAGAUUGAAGAUGAAGAAAAYUCUGAUGAAGAAGAUAGCAGGCCAGUUGACGUUCAUGGGUUUGAUGGGCUUCCUGUCGCAGCUGUGGAGCAUCAGGUGGACGUUUUGUUAGAGGAGUGGAAUAAAGCGGCUGACAUGCUGUUCAGUAUACAUCCCAUAGAUGGCUCUUUGUUAGUCUGGCAUGUUGACUGGUUAGAUGAAUUCCAACCAGGCAUGUUCAGGCAAGCCCAGGUGUCGUUUGUGUCCCGUAUCCCUGUAGCAUUCCCCACAGGUGAUGCGAUCUCCCUGAGCCACAGUGUGGUUAUGUACGCUUGCAAUAAGAAUGUGGAUUUAGCCAUCCAACACGACAGACAGCGGCCACCUGGGAGCUCAUUGUCUCGAACCAAAUCUGCUCUGAUUAGCUAUGGAAGUCAAGGAAAAGUUGCACCCAGCAGCAGUCUUCGGCUAAGCAUUUUUACCCCUAAUGUCCUCAUGAUCUCCAAACACGAUGACGGCUCUUUGAAUCAGUGGGCAGUCAGCUUUGCYGAGGACUCCGCUUUCUCCACCGUGCUCAGUGUUUCCCACAAAUCACGCUACUGUGGCCACCGUUUCCACCUCAACGACUUGGCCUGUCACUCCUUGCUUCCUCUCCUCCUCACCACCUCACACCACAACGCCUUGAGGACGCCGGAGGCAGAAAGCAUCCCGGCUCCUCCUGGGGCCUACUCCUGUUCCACGUCUCUGCCUCACGGGUCACGGCCCUCCCGAGUGUCGGUGGGCGGGGUUUCUCAAGAUCCCAAUGCCAUCUAUAGCGAGCUGAUUUUGUGGCGAGUGGACCCUGUCGGCCCACUGUCUUUGUCAGGCGGGGUCUCAGAACUUGCGAGGAUAAAUUCUCUUCAUGCAUCAGCGUUUGCUAAUGUAGCCUGGCUGCCAACGCUUAUUCCGAGCAGCUGUUUAGGUGUGUACUGUAACUCCCCGAGCGCAUGCUUUGUGGCAAGUGAUGGCCAGUCACUCAGGCUCUAUCARGCUGUGAUUGAGGCUAAGAAACUCCUGAGUGAGCUCUCCAAUCCUGAGAUAGCUAAAUAUGUUGGAGAGGUGUUCAACAUCGUCAGUCAGCAGUCCACAGCAAAACCAGGCUGUAUCAUAGAGCUGGAUGCCAUCACUGACUUUCAGGGAAAGGAGACUCAGCUCCUGCAUGUCUUUGAGGAGGAUUUGAUUCUUGGCACUUUGAGAAAUGAAGCCACACAGGAAACCCCUCUCUCUCCUCCAGCUUCCAGUAAACCAGCUUUUUCAGGGCGUUUUUUUCUCGUUGUGGUAGAAUUGACCCCGACUGGUCGCUCACUCCUCCACAUGUGGCAUCUCCAUCUUGCUGCUUGCCCUGUCACGGUUGAGGAAACUACAUCACAAAAGGACAACGACCCAUUUUCUCCCGUGAACAGCUCCCAGUUUAUCUUUGAUGCACCCAAUUCUCCAUUAACUCAGAAGAGUAAACCAUUAACUUCGAACCUGCAGAGCACCUGUCGCCUCAGCCUCACAACACACAAGUUGUGCAGCCAAGAGAUGGCUCUUCCAGCAGGGGUGGAAGCCAUCAGUGUUACUCCCUCAGCAGGUCACUUGAGUGCAUCGUGUUCUCUGCCAGCCGGUCGAGUGCCUUACCUUCUUGCCACUUCCUGUUCUGAUGGAAAGGUGCGCUUCUGGACAUGCGAUGUUGUUUCAGCAGAACCCUCCAGUACUGAUAGCUUUGUGUGUCAGUGGGAGGAGUGGCCUCUCCUGGUGGAGGACAGACUCCCCAGCAGCAGUGCAGUAAGCGUGCCUGGUCGCCCCAUCAAGGUGAGCUGCUGCCAUGCUGGACGGAUCGCUGUAGCCUACAGGGAKGCGCUGAACGCACCUCUUAACUCGACACCUCAUCUCGGCUCUCAUCUGCUGCCACCUUCUCCCAACCUGUCAUCCUCGCCGUAUACAUUAUACAACAACACCCACCUGAUCCCAACCCUGAUUGUACAACCAAGCCCAGGUUUGACUCCUAACUCAGUCAACACAAGAGAACCACCGGUGCACAUCAGCAUCUUCCAGUGUGAGUCGACUGGUGGUUCGCAGUGGAUUCUAGAGCAGACCAUAGUCCUGGAUGCCACAGAUUCCUCUAAUUCUGCUGCUGGAAGUCUUCCAAGUAACUUCCACUUCUCUCCGCCAAAUAAACAGUGUCCAGGUUCUGCUAAUAAGAGUUUGGUUCACUUGGACUGGGUUUCUCAAGARGAUGGAUCACACGUACUGACUGUUAGUAUCGGGACAAAGAUUUAUAUGUACGGUCGACUAUCUGGGAAGCCUCCAGAGCUGGGUCUGUCAUCUGAUUCAAACAGAGACCAGAGUUUGUCUCGCUUGGUUCUGCUUCGAUUAGUCAACCUGGUUUCCUCUGUCGAAGGCUCUUUGCCCAUCCCAAUUUCCCUCUCCUGGGUUCGGGAUGGGAUAUUGGUGGUAGGCAUGGAAUGCGAGAUGCACGUUUACUCCCAGUGGCAGCCCCCGGUYCCCCCCAAACCUAAUGGUACAGUCAUCCAAGACACAGAUAUCAGCAGCAGUGUCUCCUCCAUAUCCUCAGCCGUCAGACAGUAUCAGGAGGAGGGUCAUAAUGCYGCACCUCCCAUGUCUUCACUGACCCUUCCCAAAAAGAGCCUAACAAGAUCAAUGAUGAGCCUGGCUCAGAAGCUCAGUGGGAAGAAAACGGCGUACGACCUUCCUGUGGAGAUGGAAGAUUCUGGGCUCUUUGAAGCAGCUUAUCAACUUUUUCCUACUUUACCUCAAUACCAUCCUGUACAGCUACUGGAGCUGAUGGACCUUGGAAAGGUUCACCGUGCCAAGGCAAUUCUCUCCCACUUGGUGAAAUGCAUUGCUGGGGAAAUUGUGAUACUUAAAGAUAAUGCCACCAAUCCAGAGAGACGUGUGAGAUCUCGAACUAUCAGUGUCGGCGGCAGCACAGCAACGGAUCAGAAGAUAUUCAGCAAAGCAGAGAGCUCCAGCCCCGACUACACAGAGAUAAGCUCCGUCCCUCCCCUGCCUUUGUACGCCCUGCUGGCAGCUGAUGAGGACACACCACAACUUGAAAAAGCUGGCAGCAUGAGUGGAGACAGUGGGCACGGCUCCAGUCAGACUGAUGCUUACGAUGAGCUCUUUCAUACACCCAACACAGUGGAUCUCGACCCUCUGCAUAACGAACAGGAGGAAAAUGGGAACAAGGUGAUAGACUUGUCCCAGUACAGUCCUACUUACUUCGGUCCAGAACAUGCUCAGGUACUUUCAAGCCACCUCCUCCACUCCAGUUUGCCUGGAUUAACUCGUAUGGAGCAGAUGUCUCUCAUGGCGCUGGCAGAUACCAUCGCUACCACGAGCACAGACCUCAAAGACAACCAGGACAAAAGCAAAGGUGGRGAGACUCUCGAUGAGUGUGGAUUGAGGUUCUUGCUGGCUGUCAGACUCCAUACCUUCCUCCUAACCUCCUUGCCUCCUGUACACCGAGCACAGCUGUUUCGGCAAGGUCUAUCAACGUGUCAUUAUGCCUGGGCCUUCCACUCUGAAGCCGAGGAGGAGCUGCUGAACAUGCUGCCUGCUCUGCAGAAAGGAGAGCCCACCUGGACGGAGCUGCGCUCGAUGGGCGUGGGCUGGUGGCUGCGCAGCACCGACAAGCUGCGCAGAUGUAUUGAGAAGGUUGCCAAGGCUUCCUUUCAGCGAAACAAUGAUCCUCUGGAUGCAGCUAUAUUUUACCUUGCACUGAAAAAGAAGGCAGUGGUUUGGGGACUGUACAGGUCUCAGAAGAACGUGAAAAUGACAGAGUUUUUCCACAACAACUUCAACGAGGACAGGUGGAGAAAAGCGGCGCUGAAGAAUGCCUUCUCUCUGUUGGGAAAGCAGCGGUUCCAGCAUUCUGCAGCCUUUUUUCUUCUCGCCGGCUCCCUGAAGGAUGCUGUGGAGGUGUGUUUGGAGAAAAUGCAGGACUUGCAGCUGGCCCUGGUGAUUGCUAGAUUGUACGAGUCCGAGUUUGAGACGGCAUCCACCUACAAAAAGAUCCUCCAGAGGCAUGUGUUGGGACAUGACAACCAGAUUCCAGCUCAUCAGGAUCCAUUCUUGCGGAGCAUCGCUUACUGGGUCUUGGAAGACUACAGCAGAGCACUGGACACUCUAAUCAAGCAACCUGCUGUCUGCAAAAGCUCUGGGUCCUUUGAAAAUAAAUAUAGCACUGGUUCUUCUGCCAUGUCUGCGUGCAACCCUGAGGUCUUCAACUUUUACAUUUACCUCCGUACACAGCCUCUCCUUCUCCGCCGCCAUUUUAGCUCUUUAGACAAGACGAAAGUGGCUUUGACCGCUGAGGGUCGCAGGGCUGACUCCAUCAGUCUGGAUGAGAGACGUCUGUUUUUCACAGCUGCUUAUGCACAUCUGCACGCCGGGUGCCCCAUGCUAGCGCUCGAAGUCCUUUCCAAAAUGCCCAAAGUCCGCAAGCACUCUAAACUCUCCAGUCAGGAGGAUACGGGCAUCGCGCCUGAGCUCAGCAUUGGGAGCAGGAACGGGCAGUCGGACCCCAACUGGUCCCCGCCCGGCCUGAACGGCUACCACUCAGAUGGGAACAGCAACAGCAGAUCAGACUCUGUGUUGAGUUUCGACUGGAGCCAGCCAUCGCUGGCCCUCCCAGAUGAGCCCCUGGAAUUGAAGUGGGAUAGUGACAAAGAUGAGGAGGAUCAAGAGGAUCAAGAUGAGACUAAAAAAGAAAUCAAAGCUGCGGACAACAGUGUGUUUCARGACCGGCACGACUCAGUGUUGACGAUAGCAGAAACGGUGAAAAGUGAAGAGAGUGAAGACAGCAGUGAGUUCAUUGCUCCGUCUGACGACAUCUUCUUGGCCCAGCUCAAGUUCACUGCUUGCUUGAAGAUUAUGACCACUGAGCUGCGGACGCUGUCAACAGGGUAUGAACUGGAYGGAGGGAAGCUGCGUUACCAGCUCUGCCAGUGGCUAGAAAGAGAGGUGGUAGCUCACCAGCGUUGUUGUGGCUAUAAGCCCUGCUUGGAAGAUCAGUCAGUCCAGAGAGAUAACCCUGUUUCUGGACCAGUGGAGGAAGAACAGCCCGGGAGCCCCCGAGGUGACAGCCAGAGGAGCAGGAGACUCUGGCUGCAGAGUAACCAGCCUUUAUUGAGGAUGUUUUUGAGCUACUGUAGCUUGCACGGCUCCCACGGCGGAGGGCUGGCUUCUGUACGCAUGGAGCUCAUAUUGCUGCUACAAGAGUCCCACCAGGAUGACUCCAUCACUUCAUCGGUGGCAGCCAGUUCCCAGCCCACCUCCAUCCCGCUUCUCAUGGCAUGUACAGUCAACGUGAAGACRGUGGUGGCCAACCCCAUCGUCUACCUGACCAACCUGACUCAUGACAUCCUGCAUACCAUCGUUGCACUCGACUCUCCCCCGCAUCACGAUGUUGUUAACAACGAGAUCUAUGUGAUGCACACAUUGGCUGCUUCUUUGUCUGCCUGUAUAUAUCAGUGUCUUUGCGACGGACACAAAUACAGCCACGUGAACCAUUUCACAGGAACUGUGUAUCAGAGCGUUUUGCUGUCUCAGAAGCAGUCGAUUAAAAGUGUCAGCAUGGAAGAAGCAGUUCAGCCUAACACUUCACCUGCUCAGUGGCCAGGUAUUGCCUCUCUUUUCCGCCUGUUGAGCUCAGCAGGCGAGGAAAUGCAGCCGGGUUUGGCUGUGCUGCUCUGUGAGAUCCUGACUGCUGUCUUCCUCAGUCUGUUUGUUCACGGCAUGGCCACUCACUCCAGCAACGAGCUGUUUCGCAUCGUGGCUCACCCACUCAACAGCAAACUCUGGAUGACAGUGUUUGGAGGAGGCGCUCGCAUCGCUAUCAUGGAUAAAACCAGCAGUCCAGCAAGAACACCUCCACCAACAUCACCAGCUGGCUCAGACAGGAGGUCCAAACGGUUCAGGCUUCUUUCAUCACGCAGCGGAUCCAAGGAAGAGUCUGGGAUCGAGCGGGAGGGACCAUCCACUCCUAAACACGGCCCUGUUGUAGAACAGGAAGCUGCCUCCAUCUUCAAAGAGCGAUUUAUUCCUCCAGAGCUCAGCAUUUGGGAUUUUUUUAUAGCUAAGCCUGAAUUGCCGCCAUCAGAAAGCAGCAUCGAUUACGACUCUGAGCAGAGCCAGGACAGCCAAGAUGAAGAAGACGAAGAUGAUGAAGAGGACGCGUUUGACCCCAGCUCUCUGCUGAGAGAGCACUCAAACCACAGUUCAUACAGCUGGUGUUUGAUGCGUCUGGCCAUGGUGCAGCUGGUGUUGGUCAACCUCAAGUCUUUUUACCCAAUGGCAGGAUAUGAUCUGUUAGAUUUGCCCGUGGUGUCGCCUCUGUGYCACUCUGUCCUGAAGACGCUGCAGCGCUGGGAGCAGGUGUUGCAGAAGAGGCUGGAGCUCUUUGGCGGCCCCCCUGCGAAGUACAUCUCAACCUACCUUCAUGAUGAAACCUCCACACCUGGACCCGCCCUGCUCAGACACAAAGCUCUGUUGGAACCGUCCAACACCCCAUUCAGAAGUAACCAGUAUUCGUCACUGCCAGUGAAACGUUUAUGGCAAUAUUUAGUCAAGCAGGAAGAGGUUCAGGAGACUUUCAUCAGAAACAUCUUCAUUAAGAAACCUGGCACAAAUCAGUCGGUCGAGGAGCAGACCGACAGUAUGAAAUAUUCAUGGAUGGAAGAGACAGGAAACGAUCAGACUGAGUCAGAUCUGGGCAGUGCUGGAGGCAAAGCACGCAUCAUCCACAAGGAAUCUGACAUCAUCACAGCCUUUGCCAUCAACAAGGCAAACCGUAACUGUUUAGUCAUGGCCUCCACCCAUGACAUUCAGGAGCUGGAUGUGUCAUCCAUCUUGGCCACACAGAUCCUGACAUGGAUCGAUGACGACGAGACUGAAGCCAAAACUUUUGGUGGAGAUGACUUCCUGGUGGUCCAUGCACGYGAUGAUUUUGCUUCGCUCCACGGCACCACGCCGUACACCCACAGUAGCCCGGGCACACCCAUCAAUGUGCCCUGGCUCGGAGGUCAACAGACGGGCAGGGGGGCAUCGGUGAUGAUCAAGAGAAAUAUCAACAAUGUGCGAAGAAUGACCUCCCAUCCCACGCUUCCGUACUACCUGACAGGAGCUCAAGAUGGCAGCGUGAGGAUGUUCGAGUGGGGUCACUCCCAGCAGAUCAUCUGCUUCAGAAGUCCCGGCAACUCCAGAGUCACCCGGAUCCGAUUCAACCACCAAGGAAACAAGUUUGGGAUUGUUGAUGCUGAUGGAAGUUUGAGCCUCUGGCAGACCAACACGAGUGGGAAUACACCCAAACCAUAUCUGACAUUGCACUGUCACAACAAAACCGCUCACGAUUUCGUCUUUGUGGGCUCUUCCUCCCUCAUUGCUACUGCAGGUCUCUCAACAGAUAACAGGAACGUGUGUCUGUGGGACACUUUAGUCACUCCUGCAAACAGCCUGGUUCACGCAUUUUACUGCCACGAGUCCGGUGCCACCGUGCUCUCCAUGGCCCCGAGGCAGCAGCUUCUUCUCACCGGCGGGAGGAAAGGUUGGAUCACCAUAUUGGAGCUUCCCCUGCGGAACCAGCGGCAGAGCUUUCAGGCCCACGACUCGCCGAUCAAAGCGCUGGCUGUCGAUCCAACCGAGGACUGCUUCAUCAGUGGCUCAGCUGAGGGCAACAUCAAGGUGUGGAGCCUCACCACUCAGUGUCUCCUCUACACCUUCCCAAACGAACACGCCCGCCAGUCGCUGUUCAGGAACCUGGGCACGGGCGUGAUGCAGAUCGAGGUGGGACCGGCCAACCACAUCUUCUCAUGCGGCGCCGACGGGACCAUGAAGCUGAGGCUCCUCCCCAACCGCUUCGCAGCCGUGGACAGCGACAGCAGCAAGAGGGACGUCAAGUUCUUCAUAUAGAUCCAGGGGGAAACAAAAGAAAAAGCUGCUCAGCUGGAAGAAGCGAGGGGAAACUCCCGGUGGUGUUGUGGAAAGUGUCGUCACGAUCGUUGGAAGCAAGGCAGCGGCUUCGUUCUGAUGAGAUGUCCACACGCGUGACGUGAGCUUUACACAACACCUUCAUGGAGAGACAAGAACACUUUAUAGGGUUUACUGACGGUGACUGAGAGACAGCUUGUGAACCUUCAGUGAAAUAAUCCACUGAGAUAUUUUUCUUUUUACCAUGAAGCACAGGAACAUUUUUUAUAAAGCUGUAGCUAAAGUGAGCACAGGGUAAGAACUGCGAGCACGUCCAAGCAAACUGAACAGAGGGAAAAUAUAGAAAUAACAAACCCAGCUGUAGUUUCUCUGCUUCAAACUGCCAAUUCAGUGUCCAGUGAGCAGCACAUGGAGAACUAUUUUCAUUUUUUUUCCCUUUUUUUUUUUUGCUCAGAAAGCAAAACUGCAGGAGUUGGAUGAAGUAAAAAGUUUUUUUUUUUUUUUUUACAGUAUCAUCUUUAUUAUAAUAAAUUAACCAGAGUGGACAAAGUUGUUUUUUUCCUGGAGUCACUGCAGCUUCACAGCACAACUCAGUGAAGCCGGCGGACUUCAUGCAGAGCACGUCACCAAGCAGAGGGACCAUCUGUUUUGUCGCGAUCAACCCUCACUGUAAGAAAAAUCCAGAUUUUAGUUUGGCCUUUAACGCCUCUCUAACUGGACUGAACACAAGAUCAGUUGAAUAAAGCGGGGCAAAUAAACAGAUUCAUAUCAAAGGCAGCAGUUUUGCCAUUUCAGGAACUGGUUUUCUUGCUUUCUGAUGGAGAGAGAAUAAAACACUAACACUCCUACGUGAGGCGAGCACAUCUUGUUUGUGUUCAGAUCUGCUGUUGCCAGCCCGCACCAGCAUGGUUUUGUUUUUUUUCUUUCUCACUUUUGCACAAACAGAAUCAGAGCGAUGACGUGUCGCUCACAAGUUGUAGAGAUGCUACAUAACUGGACCGAGCCAGGUGAACUGAUUCCUCCCUCUGUAAUGAAGAAUAGUGUUGAUUCUCUUUUAUCUGUGCCAGGAAGCAAAUCUUUCCCUAAAUGGAGGUGGUAGAACUUUGUGGCUUGAGUUUCAGUGUGUGCACCUGUUCUUAAUGUAUUUGCACAUCAGCUAAGUUAAGCUAAAGUCCGUGUAGCGUAUUGCAUAUCUAUAAAGGGCCGGGUGGCGGUACAGCAGUCAAAAUCUUUUAGUGAUAAGAAUUAGUUUUAUUCCAUAAGUUUAACCAGAGGUAUUCUUAAUAUGCACAACUCCUUCUGCCAGCCAGGCACCGUGCUUCUUAUUGAUGCGCAAAAAGUAACUUUAAUAUGAGGCUUUUGUAGAUACUGUAGAUUCUGUUAUUGAUGUAUGAAGCAGGAAUUAUUGCAGAUGACAAUGAAAUGGGGUCGAAGUGGAAAUGUGUUUUAAUAGAAGUUCUGUUUUUAUUUCUUUUUUUUUUUUUUUUUUUUUUUUGGCUUGGACCAUUUUUGACAACUGCCUCAGAAACAACAGUUUGUCUUGAAGUUAUUUUCAUUAGCAGGCUUGUUUAUUUUGCUUCCUCAAAUCAGUUGUCAGCCUUUUUUUUAAUUAUAUUGUUUUUGUCUUAUCUAAACGCAGCACGUACUUGGAUAAGCUCAUGGCCGGUGCGUGCUGUGAUGUAUCCUCCACUUGAAUAAGUAACAGGCUCCUGCAUAGUGGAUUAAGCUGAUUUAGAUCACUACCCAUAGAAGCUUUUUGUGCUGCUCUAAGGAAACGUACACAUGGAGAAGGAAAACUUUUCAGUUUAAUCACAGCUAGUUGUAAAUAAAUGUUGGUAAUCAGAAGCCUCUUUCUAAUUAUUCUGUACAAACGGGUAUAUUUAUGACCUAUGUUCAUAUUUAGGAGUUUCAACUGAUCAAACCAGGAGUCCUGUGUACUCCUGCAGGACCUGGAGAGUCAAAUCAGUUCUAUAUAUGCCAAUAGUAUGUACUCCUACAGAAACUGGAGAAUAAAUUAUAAUUUUUUUAAACCAAAUAGUGCUCAUCUCUUUACGCAUAUUGUGUCAAGUUGCACAAGAUCAAACUAAAUCAGCUUGCCUAAAUGAAAGACUUCGCUUUAUUCUUUUUCAAGUCUUUAAAAUGUGAAAUAAAUCAGAAUAAAUUUAUUUUCUAAUGGAAACCAUUGCAAUAUUUACAGGAAAAAUGUACUGAAGUAAUAAAAUAAUAAUGGAAAAUGAA